Coregonus sp. 'balchen' is the source of this 5305-nucleotide messenger RNA. The record is from the annotation of a GenBank genome assembly. NCBI's taxonomy places the organism in Eukaryota, Metazoa, Chordata, Actinopteri, Salmoniformes, Salmonidae.
GAGGUCCUUCAGCCAACGCGGCGCGCAAUACUGACGUCACAUUAUACACGGGGCGCGUGUUCUGCAAAUACUCGAUUCAUCCCGAAGCUUUGUUGUUUUUUUUACUCAUAGGUAACUUUGAUUGAAUGGGUUACUGAUUGUUACACAUUGUCUGGUUUUGUUAACAAAAGUAAUAAACAAAAUAGGAGAACUUUCCGAGUUCUAAGGUAACUGUAUUUGGUCACGUGCAGAGCACGCAAGGCAAGGAAAAGCAGCGAUGAAAAUCAUGAAGCGACCAAAUAUUCUACUGACAGGUAAACAAGUCUUCAUCCAACUAGUUAACGAUCUAUUUAACUACCACUGUCUACCCACAUGUAUAAAGAUAUUUCAUUUGUAAGUGUACGUGUUCAGGGCGAUUCUGUGCUUGUGGCUAGCCAACGCACCACUAAUAAGCUCGAAAGAUGCUGCGUGGUCGAAUUUCCUGGCUGGUGGCUAGCUACUGUACAUAACACCCAACUUCAUAACUUUCGCAUCUGUCAUUUUGGUUUGCAUAGCUACCCAAUUUAGAGAUAUAAAAGGAAGACGUUUGGGACGUAGUUGCAGGUGUACAACGGAGAAGUAGGCUAAAAUUGAGAUAGCUAACGUUACCUACCUAGUUAGCACGUUGAUGAUGAUCAUGCCGUCCUGACAGGCACCCCUGGCGUAGGGAAGACCACCCUGGGAAAAGAGCUUGCCCAGAGGACAGGACUAACCUAUGUCAAUGUAGGCGACCUGGCACAAGAAGGUAAGAAGACACACCAGGGGUCUAUUCAUUAGUCGGAUUCCGUUGCAAAACGUUUUGCAAUAGAAACCGUUUACUAUAAAAACAGAAAAUGUUUUGCAGCGAAAACGAGUUUCUAUUGGUCAGUUAGGCCCCUCCCCGUUCUUUCCAUUUGGGAACCUAGAGUAAACUGUUUCCGUUGCAAAACGUUUUCCAAACGUAAUCUGACUGAUGAAUACACCCCAGACUACUAAAUGCACAAGGAUACCCUAGCUACAGUCCCUUCAGAAAGUAUUCACACACCUCGACUUUUUCCAAAUUUUGUUGUUACAGCCUGAAUUUAAAAUGGAUGAAAUUGAGAGAAAAACAUUGUCACUGGCCUACACACAACACCCUAUAAUGUCAGGUGAUUAUUAUGUUAUUUGAAAUGUUUAAAAAUGAAAAGCUGAAAUUUCUUGAGUCAAGAAAUAUUCAACCCCUUUGUUAUGGCAAGCCUAAAUAAGUUCAGGAUGAAGAAUGUGCUUAACAAGUCACAUAAUAAGUUGCAUGGACUCACUCUGUGUGCAAUAAUAGUGUUUAACAUGAUUUUUUAAAUAACUCAUCUCUGUACCCCACACAUACAAUUAUCUGUAAGGUCUGUCGAGCAGUGAAUUUCAAACACAGAUUCAACCACAAAGACCAGGGAGGUUUUCCAAUGCCUCGCAAAGGGCACCUUUUAGUAGAUGGGUAGAACAUUUUUAAAAAGCAGACAUUGAAUAUCCCUCUGAGCAUGGUAAAGUUAUUAGUUACACUUUGGAUGGUGUAUCAAUACACCCAUUCACUACAAAGAUACAGGUGUCCUUCCUAACUCAGUUGCUAGAGAGGACUUUAAAUGGUGACUUUAAAAAUAAUAAUAAUAAUAAUAUGCCAUUUAGCAGACGCUUUUAUCCAAAGCGACUUACAGUCAUGCGUGCAUGACUGUAAGUUACAGAGUUUAAUGGGUGUGAUAGUUACAGAGUUUAAUGGGUGUGAUAGGAGAAAACUGAGGAUGGAUCAACAACAUUGUAGUUACUCCACAAUAAUAACCUAAUUUACAGAGUGAAAAGAAGGAAGCCUGUACUGAAUAAAAAUAUUCCAAAACAUGCAUCCUGUUUGCAACAAGGCACUAAAGUAAUACUGCAAAAAAUGUGGCAAAACAAUUAACGUUUUGUCCUGAAUACAAAGUGUUAUGUUUGUGGAAAUACAACACAUUACUGAGUACCAUUCUCAAUAUUUUCAAGCAUAGUGGUGGCUGCGUCAUGUUAUGGGUAUGCUUAUAAUCGGACUGGGUUUUUCAAGAUAAAAAAAAGAAGAAAUGGAAUGGAGCUAAGCACAGGCAAAAUCCGAGAGGGAAACCUGUUACGUCUGCUUUCCACCGGACACUGGGAGAUUAAUUCACCUUUCAGCAGGACAAUAACCUAAAACACAAGGCCAAAUCUAUACUGGAGUUGCUUACCAAGAAGACAGUGAAUGUUCCUGAGUGUCCAAGUUACAGUUUUGACUUGAAUCUACUUGAAAAUCUAUGGUAAGACCUGAAAAUGGUUGUCUAGCCAUGAUCAACAACCAAUUUGACAGAGCUUGAAUAAUUUUGAAAAGAAUGAUGGCCAAAUGUUGCACAACCCAGGUGUGGAAAGCUCUUAGAGACUUACCCAGAAAUACUCACAGCUGUAAUCGCUGCCAAAGGUGCUUCUACAAAGUAUUGACUCAGGGUUGUGAGUACAUAUGUAAAUUAUAUAUUUAUAUAUUUAUUUUUACUUUGUUAUGGGGUAUUGUGUGUAGAUUGGUGAGAAAAAAACAUAUAUUUAAUCCAUGUUGAAUUCAGGCUGUAACACAACAACAUGUGGAAUAAGUCAAGGGGUAUGAAUACUUUCUGAAGUCACUGUAUCUAUCAUAACACUACCCCAUCUCGACUAUCAUUGUGUUUUCACAUGAAAGGAGUAUAAAUAGGCCUAUCUAUCUAAUUCGAAGUUUUGGAGAUCAUGCUGAUGACGUUGUUUAUUUUGGUCUCUUCAGGGCAGCUGUUUGAUGGCUUUGAUGAAGAGUACCAGUGCCCAGUUCUAGAUGAGGACCGGGUGAGUCUUAUCUCCUCUAAAACAGUCUAUUCACAUCCUCAUGACGAAGCCAGACAAAGCCUGUGUAUUUUAGGUACUGCAGUUACCCGCCACAGGACUCCAGUGUGUUUUGAUUCCCGUCGAAGUUUAAGGCUGACUGUUUUUAUUUCAUUGUGUGUUCCAGGUGGUGGAUGAGCUGGAGGAUAAGAUGGGGGACGGAGGGGUGAUAGUGGACUACCACGGCUGUGACUUCUUCCCAGAGCGCUGGUUCCAGAUUGUCUUCGUGCUCCGCACAGACAACACCAACCUCUAUAGCCGGCUGGAGGGCAGGUGGGUUUCUCCUGGCAAAUUGAAAACAUUUAACAGUGUAUUUGCUAGACGUCACGUAUACGAAUUAUCACUGACGUGCUGUUUUCCAAAAGGGCUACAUACACUAUGUCUCUCUCCUUCUUACUUUUUUCAUACUAUCGUGCCAACCCAAAUCUUUCUGCGCUGGCUCAGAGGUUUUAUUUGCUCAUUGUACUUUCAGCACGGUCCCAGCAACUAUGGUGGAUGCGUAAACAGGCCAGUGGACCACAACCCAUUAUGGCUCGUCUCAGUAGUCUAAAACGGCUAUCUCUCUCCUCCAUAGGGGCUACACAGGGAAGACAAGCUAUCUCUCUCCUCCAUAGGGGCUACACAGGGAAGACAGGCUAUCUCUCUCCUCCAUAGGGGCUACACAGGGAAGACAGGCUAUCUCUCUCCUCCAUAGGGGCUACACAGGGAAGACAGGCUAUCUCUCUCCUCCAUAGGGGCUACACAGGGAAGACAGGCUAUCUCUCUCCUCCAUAGGGGCUACACAGGGAAGACAGGCUAUCUCUCUCCUCCAUAGGAGCUACACAGGGAAGACAGGCUAUCUCUCUCCUCCAUAGGAGCUACACAGGGAAGACAGGCUAUCUCUCUCCUCCAUAGGGGCUACACAGGGAAGACAGGCUAUCUCUCUCCUCCAUAGGAGCUACACAGGGAAGACAGGCUAUCUCUCUCCUCCAUAGGGGCUACACAGGGAAGACAGGCUAUCUCUCUCCUCCAUAGGGGCUACACAGGGAAGACAGGCUAUCUCUCUCCUCCAUAGGGGCUACACAGGGAAGACAGGCUAUCUCUCUCCUCCAUAGGGGCUACACAGGGAAGACAGGCUAUCUCUCUCCUCCAUAGGGGCUACACAGGGAAGACAGGCUCUCUCUCUCCUCCAUAGGAGCUACACAGGGAAGACAGGCUCUCUCUCUCCUCCAUAGGGGCUACACAGGGAAGACAGGCUAUCUCUCUCCUCCAUAGGGGCUACACAGGGAAGACAGGCUAUCUCUCUCCUCCAUAGGGGCUACACAGGGAAGACAGGCUAUCUCUCUCCUCCAUAGGAGCUACACAGGGAAGACAGGCUAUCUCUCUCCUCCAUAGGGGCUACACAGGGAAGACAGGCUAUCUCUCUCCUCCAUAGGAGCUACACAGGGAAGACAGGCUAUCUCUCUCCUCCAUAGGGGCUACACAGGGAAGACAGGCUAUCUCUCUCCUCCAUAGGGGCUACACAGGGAAGACAUUUAUACAUUUUCUUAUUUCUCUCUCUGUGUACCACCUUUAGAAGAAAUGCAAAGCACAUAGAGAAUUAAGACUGUACAAAACACUUCCCUCUUCCCUGUUAAGACCCUAUGGAGGAGACAGAAAGCUCUGACACAUGAUCUGUCUCUUUCUCCCCUCUACAGGGGCUACACAGGGAAGAAGCUGCAGGACAAUGUCCAGUGUGAGAUCUUCCAGACCAUCUAUGAGGAGGCCAUGGAGGCCUACAAGGAGGAGAUUGUCCACCAGUUGCCCAGCAACGAGCCUGAGGACCUGGAGCGUAACCUGGAGCAGAUAGUCCAGUGGAUAGAGCAGUGGGUGAAGGACAACAACUAGCACGGACACAAACCCUAGAAACCAAAACAGUGCAUGGCUGGAAUAUUCUUCAUACCAGAAAAACAUACCAUGGGACUCUUCAUGUUUGUUGAAAAAAAUCUAAACACCUUUAACUUAUAUCAAUCACACACAUACUAGGCUUUGCUAGGAUAGUACUGAGGCUUGAAAUCCUGGUCCUGGUUUUGGUUCGAGCACAACGUGUAUCACACCUGAUUGUUGAAUUGAUCAACCAAUCAUUUGAGUUGUUGAAAUGGGUGUGAUAGUCUUGGACUGGAACAAAAAAAAUAUGCCCCAGGUCCGAAAAAAAAAACCCGAAAACCAUCUAGCAUAGUCGACAACAUUGAUGACAUAAUAUUGGUAAACAGUACACUCUUAUCGUAGACAUGUUUACAGUCUAAGACAUGGACAACCACACUCACACACACAGGUAAAGAGCAGGGCAUGGUUACCUCACUGAGCAGAGGCCCAGCGUAAUGAUAAUAAAUGGGUGUAUCUCAAAUGGCAGCCUGUUCACUAUAUAGUGCACUAGUUUUGACCAGGGCCUAGGACACUGGUCAAAGGUAGUGCACUAUAU